This is a messenger RNA of Solanum tuberosum (potato), 2121 nucleotides long. RefSeq names its product subtilisin-like protease SBT3.3. The transcript is spliced from 9 exons. Gene Ontology annotation, molecular function: serine-type endopeptidase activity. Lineage: Eukaryota; Viridiplantae; Streptophyta; Magnoliopsida; Solanales; Solanaceae. The coding region runs from base 1 to 2121 and encodes 706 amino acids. The record is from RefSeq and is a predicted model, not a curated record. Gene Ontology annotation, biological process: proteolysis.
AUGAUGAUGUAUAGUUAUAGACAUGGUUUUUCUGGAUUUGCUGCUAAGCUCACUAAUUCUCAAGCCAAACAAAUUGGAGAAUUACCUGACGUGGUUCGAGUUAUAAAAAAUCCUCUUUAUACGACUCAUACGUCAAGGAGUUGGGAUUUUUUGGGUCUUUCUAGAAAUUCUCCCAACAAUCUUCUCAACAAAACAAAUCAGGGUGAUGGAAUGAUUAUUGGCGUUUUAGAUUCAGGUAUAUCGGGAGAAUCGGAAGCUUUUAAUGAUAAUGGGAUGGGUCCAAUUCCAUCUCGAUGGAAAGGAAUUUGUAAAUCUGAAGCAAAUUUCAAUGCCACAAUACAUUGUAACAAAAAAAUAAUUGGUGCUCGUUGGUACAUAAAAGGAUUUAUGGAAGAAAAGGGACUAAGUCAAAGUAUUAUUGAUAAAACUUAUAAUUUAUCAGCAGUAGAUGCAAGUGGACAUGGUUCUCAUUGUGCUUCUACAGCUGCUGGUUCUUAUGUUAAUAAUUUACAAUACUAUGGUCUUAACAUGGGAACAAUAAGAGGAGGAGCACCACUUGCACGAUUAGCUAUUUAUAAGAUAUGUUGGAAAGAAAUGAUGGCAGUAUAUUGUAGUGGUGCUGAUAUUCUUGCUGGUGUUGAUGAUGCUAUAAAAGAUGGAGUUGACAUAAUAUCAGCAUCUAUUGGUGAUAUUUUUAUAAACAUUGCUGAAGUUAAUGAAGAAAGUGUUUUGGGGAUUGGAUCUUAUCAUGCAGUAUCUCAUGGCAUAUCUGUCAUUGCUGCUGGUGGAAAUAGUGGACCUGACUCUAACACAAUUAGUAAUACUGCUCCAUGGGUUAUAACUGUUGCUGCUAGCAAUUCCGAUAGACACAUUGUCACUCCUUUAACACUUGGAAACAACAACACAAUACUAGGUGAUGGACUUUUUAGGGAGCAAAUCUUUGGUCCUUUGAUAACUUUUCAUAAUAUAACAAAGGGUGAACAAGUUAAAUUUAUUGCUAAUGAAGUGAAAGGAAAAGUUCUAUUGGUUUUCUUUCAACAAGAAGAUGAUAUACUUGCGUCUUUGAUAAAUCUAAAGACUAGUGGGGUUUUGGCUAUCAUUGUUUCUAUUCCCCCUUUUGAUGAAAUUACUGACUACAAUCAACUUUUUGGUAUCCCUAUACCAAAUGUUUAUGUUGAUUUGGAGCAAGGAAAUCAAAUAUAUGACUAUUUUCAACGAUCUAAAUCAAAUAACCAGGAUCCUAUGAUUAAAUUGGGUCGAUCUGAAAUACUUGAGGGCCAAGAAGUAGUCCUAAAAGUGCCUAAGUUCUCAUCCAGAGGCCCAAAUGCCUUUGCCCCAGAAAUUUUGAAGCCCGAUAUUGCAGCUCCUGGUGUAAAUAUACUUGCCGCGGUUCGUCCUCAGAAAGGAGACCAUGGAUUCCAACUCAUGUCAGGAACAUCCAUGGCAGCUCCUCAUGUUUCAGGAAUUGUUGCACUCCUUAAAGUUGCACAUCCUGAUUGGUCUCCUGCUGCUAUCAAAUCCGCACUCGUAACUACAGCAUGGAAUGAGGACACAUAUAAAUCUGAAAUAUAUUCAGAAGGAGCAGGAGAUAAAAUUGCUGAUCCAUUUGAUUUUGGAGGUGGAAUUUGUAAUCCAAAUGGAGCAACAGAUCCUGGAUUAGUUUAUGAUAUGGAUAAAAAUGAUUAUUUGAAUUAUCUUUGUAGUUUAGGAUAUAGUAAUGAUAAGAUGCAAAAUGCAACUACACUUUUUUCCAAAACUAAAAAUUCAACUUCAUCAGGCAUUAUAUGUCCUAAUAAAGUACCAUCUAGGUUGAAUUUAAAUCUCCCUUCAAUAUCUAUUCCAAAUCUUAAAAAUUCAGUUACUAUCAAAAGAACUGUUACGAAUGUUGGAAAUGUCAACGCGAUAUACAAAGUAGUGAUUAAACCUCCGAGAAAUACUGUAGUUAAAGUAAGUCCACAUAUUGUGAAGUUCAAUUCGAAAACAAAGAAAAUUUCAUUUGAGGUAAAAAUCACAUCUACUCAUCAAAGAAUGAGUAAAUUUACCUUUGGAAGUUUGGCAUGGAAUGAUGGAAAGCAUUUUGUUAGAAUUCCUAUUGCUGUGAGGAAACAAGUAGAUGUCUAA